Neurospora tetraspora is the source of this 150-nucleotide messenger RNA. RefSeq lists its product as uncharacterized. NCBI's taxonomy places the organism in Eukaryota, Fungi, Ascomycota, Sordariomycetes, Sordariales, Sordariaceae. The record is from RefSeq and is a predicted model, not a curated record. The transcript has a single exon. The annotation marks the transcript as partial.
CGAUACUUAUUUUUGAAUUUCGAAAUUAUAAAAGAGGAGGACGAGUUUGUGAUUAUUGGUAUUAAUGUUGUGAGCCUGGUGUGCUUGUAUAUGGUUUACGUAGUUGGAGUAGGAUUUGUUUGGGUCGAUUGGGAUAUAUAUACUUUUUAG